This is a messenger RNA of Penicillium canariense, 1629 nucleotides long. RefSeq names its product fungal specific transcription factor domain-containing protein. The transcript has a single exon. Lineage: Eukaryota; Fungi; Ascomycota; Eurotiomycetes; Eurotiales; Aspergillaceae. The record is from RefSeq and is a predicted model, not a curated record. Bases 1 to 1629 code for a protein of 542 amino acids.
AUGGCACUAUCAAAUUUCCCAAACGGCCUGUUUGCAGAUGGGCCAUUCGAACUAAGCUUUGACAAUAUGCUUUUUCUUGACCAAAUCUUCAUGGGUAACUGCGAACCAACAGAAUGGGACAACCGCCGACCAAGCCAAGACCUGCAAGAUCCCACUUCCACUUCCGAUAACGCCGAGACCGACGACCGAGAACAGUUUGGGCGGGACUCUACCUUUCCAAAUGGGAUGCUUGAUUCAUUUUCUUGGAUGGAUGACUCUACAGAGUCGGCUAUUUGCACUGCAGCACUGCAUUCCUACUUCGAUUUUGCGGCCCCAUAUCUUCCAAUUCUCCUCGCGGAUGCGUUUUGGCGGGAUCAUCACGCGAGUCGGUGCAGUGAAUCACUUCUGUAUGCUGUUGCCUGCCGCGGUAUGCCCUUCACUGAAGCACCAAACAAAUGGGAUCUUCAGCAACGUCUUGCGUGCAAAUUCCGAGAGACAUUUCUCAUUGCUCGAAGCAACGCAUCUGAUGAUGAAUUCAUCAGACUUGAUGAUCUUGAAGCUCUGGCGCUUAUGGUGAAUUUCGAAUACGAAGACGCUGGCAGUCUACCGCUCCUUUUGAACCUAGGGAGGCUUUUUCUUACGCACGAGUCGCUCGUUUUGAUGACCAUGCACUAUCGAAUUCUUGAUCAUGAUACCACUGCUUCAACUACGUCAGCAAUCCUGGCAAGAGCUAGCGAGCGUCGCGUGCUUCUCUAUUGGCAUAUCUAUGGACUAGACGCAUUUCAUUGCCUUGACCGCAAGCAAAUAUCGCGUAUCUCAAAUAACGACGUCGGCAGCAAAGAGAGUCUCUCGCAACUUGAUACCAAGGACUAUUUCGAUGCUAUUCUUGCCCUGGCUGUUAUUGCCCGCCAAAUUACACAGAGUCUGUGUAGCCCGCUCGCAAAACGUCAAGGCGUCGAACCAAAUGACGUCCACGAUUCAUAUGAGCAACUCAAUCACUGGAGGAACAAAAUCUGUCCGCAAUAUCUACGGAGGUACAAAGAUAGUGCAGGUAGACUAGCGCCCAUUGACCUCAAAGAGCCAAAUUCCAGUAGAACGAAGAAAAACACCCAGCUUUAUCGCGCAGUCUUAUGGGCUCUAGAGCUGAACUGUCUAUUAGAGAUUGAGAGCUGUGUCUCAGAUUACGGGAUACAAGAUAACAGAAGCUUGGAGGCAGAGAUAACCGCAAGGCGAGUCGAAUAUGCCAGUUUACGCGCAUUGAACGACAUGGUCGAUAUAUGUCGGUGGAUAAAGCGGCACGAGACUCAUAAUCAAGAUCAUGAGCGACACUCGUUAAUCGAUCUCGCACCCUCUGUUUUGCGCAAUAUCUGUGCGGGCAUGUGCUUUUGGUCCUGUCAACGCGGCAUUGAGCUUUGCAACCGUGGUUCCCCAACUCUGCUGCGUUCCACCCACGAGAACAAUGGAGAUGAUGGAUUCAAGCGACAUGUCCAAACCUAUGUUGAAACAGCACAGUUGUUGCGAGAUACAGCAGCGACAGCGACAUCACAUCAAGAUACGGCACAGAUCCUUGAGCGCAUUGACAAACAGCGAGCGCUACUUGAUUCCAGGGUGGGUGAUCUCCAGACUCUCCGCCAGCCAACUGUUCUUUAA